Molecule: messenger RNA, 3911 nt
Organism: Gymnodraco acuticeps
Lineage: Eukaryota; Metazoa; Chordata; Actinopteri; Perciformes; Bathydraconidae
Gene: ppp1r15b
Product: protein phosphatase 1 regulatory subunit 15B
Exons: 3
Coding region: 857-2758 (633 amino acids)
Biological process (GO): response to endoplasmic reticulum stress
Cellular component (GO): endoplasmic reticulum; protein phosphatase type 1 complex
Molecular function (GO): protein phosphatase regulator activity
Source: RefSeq, a predicted model, not a curated record
UGCGUGAUAACCGGAAAAUGUUGACGGUCCCUCAAUAUUUUCUGAUGAAAUCUCAAACUAAGGCAGAAACACGGAACUACCAGGCGGGUCAAAUUACACUUUAAACCGGGAGAAACCGUAACAGUAUUAUCAACCGAAUUAGAUUAAACAGUCUUACAUUGUUUACGAUCCAACAAUUUGUGUUUUAGAUCGAAUAUUGUCUUACUUCGGUUAACAAACGGCUGAGCUAACUAGCUGCUCGUGCUAAGCUAACAGCUAAGCUACACCGGACACCGGAGAUCUCCAGCCGGCCGCCGUCGCCUCUUUUACUGGGAUUUUAAAACCCGACAACCAUGGCUCUUCUCUCGGCCUCACUCUUGGAUUUAUUCGCCGUUUUUCCCGUCACUGUUUCCAAUAAAUUCUCCUCCAGAAAGAAGAACAACCGCCGCUGUCAGAUGAGUUUUAGCACCGCGCAGCGAGCCGAGGAGACGGACGUUAUUCCCGGUUUCCCUGUCUGGGUCGAGGUGGAUUUUCAUACUGGAAAUUAGUUUAAUUUCAACUAAUUAAAAAAAUCAAGGAGAAACUGACUCACUGAGAAAUGCAUUUAGUGUCAAGUGAUUGAUUUCCAUAAAGGCAGUGUUUUUAAAUGGUGCAGCAGUUGGCCUGAUGACAGCGUUGUAGUUCACAUUUAAAAAAAGACGUUAUUAAAAUGGUGUAAUCACAAAAAAACCUCACACGGUUUUUAUUUGUAUUUACCUACAAUAAACCUAAUAUUCUGAUAUGUAUUCGGUGUGUGAGGACCCAGGCAGUGUUCAAGUAAAUGUGUCUAUAAAAAACUGGAAUAAAUAGUAUUAUAAAAGACACAUUUUGCACUAAAAUGUUUAAAAGUAUGAGCGGUGACGGACAUGUUUCCAGUGGGCAGAGCGCAUCCUCCAUGGCCGGGCGAGGAGGCCCCCCCGCCGGGCUCCACACUCAGGAAAGCUCGUGGCUCGGGCUGCUGUCAAGGCCCGCGAUGUAUUUCCUCCAGAAAUAUCUCCCGGGGAGAAACGAGGCCCGGGCGGACACCGGAGCCGGGUUCAUGCUGGAAGACCUGAUCCCGGUUCCUCCCCAGCUGACCUACCUUCGGUGUGACGCAGCUACCGGCAGAACGUUACCGUGGCUCCCUGCUGAUUCUCACCUGGAGCCUGGUAAAAGCUUGCCGUGGCUCUCCGCUGACUCCAUGCGGGAGCUUGGCAUCCAGAACACGGAUGAAAUGAACCAGCAAAGUCAGAUGGGGUACUUGUCUUCUGUCAGGACUUUCUUCAGUCAUGUUGUGUUGAAUUCUUCUCAGGAAGGGAGAGCGACUUCAGGGAAGGACUGGGAUCCUGCAGGGAACUCAGCGAGGGGCAGUGGGCCGUGGUGGGGCAGUUUCUGGGGGUCUGAGGGGGGGUCAGGGCUGCUGUCAGACCCGUCCUGGGAAGUGGAGGAGGGUGUCCUCACUGCAGGGCUUUGUCCACAACAAUCUCCAACAAAAGCCCCCGAAACAAGCGCCACGUUGGGAGAAGCUUCUGGACUAAGACACAAAGAGAAGCCGGCUGACAAAGAGAGCCGUGAAACACAUGAUGUAGUCCAGAACAUGGAGGAGGGGGGGUCCACAGCCAUCAGUCUCCCCAGGUCAGAAGCCCCCUCCUGCAGUGAGGAGGCUCCUCUGACCCCGGAGCAGGACCAUGGAUACACCAGUCUGGAGGAGGAACAUGUGCAGGUGAACAUGGUGAACGCUCCGAUUGAAGAGCAGCAGGAUGCCACAGAAAGUAGUCCCACUAAAGAGACUUCUGAGGAGAGGGUAGAGGAGGAAGAAGAAGAGGGUCUAUCAGCGGAGGAAGAGGGUCUAUCAGCGGAGGAGGAGGGUCUAUCAGCGGAGGUAAAAGAGGGUCGGAACCGCUGUCAGAACAAAGCGAUCGCCUUCAUCAUGGGACAACCCUGCAGCGACAACAGCUCCGAGGGGGGGUCUAGCUCUGAGGAAGAUGAUGAUGAAGACGAUGAAGACGAUGACGGCUUCAACAGCGAAGACUCGUCCGAUCUCUCCGACUCCACGGACGACGAAGACUCAGAGCGUCUGUGGAGAUAUCUGGGUCGCAGCGCUGACCCGUACGACCCCCGAAACUUCACGGCUCUGCUACACACGGCCACCUCUCCUCCCAGAAACAUCCCUCCUUCCUCCAGUGACUCCUCCCCCGACCCCUCCCCCUCUCUCCUCCCUCUCCCUCUCUCCCCCCUGGCUGCCUCCUCCCCCCCGUCGGGCAGUGACUCCUGGGAUGAUUCCACCUCAGCGAGUGAGGCAGAUGAAGCAGAAAGUCUCCGUCUGUGGAGCUCCUUCAGCUGCUCGGACCCUUACAGCCCCUUCAACUUCCAGGGACCCAUGAGGACUCAGGAGCCCAGAACCAGGACCAGGACCAGGAAGGCUGCCUCCUCCUCCUCCCCCCCCAACCCGGCUGCUCCUCCCCAGUACAGGAGGGAGGAGGCAGAGGAGCGUCUGGACAGCGGCUUCUCUGAACUCUCCGUUUCCUCCUCCGCCUGCAGCGUCACUAAGAAGGUGCGUUUCUGUGAGGAAGUGGAGGAGUUCUUUGCGAGCGGGGGGGAGGAGACGGAGGACAGACGGGGUCCCUGGGAGCAGUUCGCCCGGGAUCGAUCUCGCUUCCUGCGCCGCGUGCAGGACGUUCAGCUCAGCAUCGACUACUGUCUGCAGCCAACACACCGUCACCUGGUGUCUCUACGCCUGGGGACAACUGAGGGCAACUGAGGGACAGCAGGACGUCCUGAAGGUCAUACGGGACGCUCUGAGGGUCAUAGGGACGUUUGAAGGACAUUGAGACUUCCUGAAGGUCAUUUGGACAUCCUUAUGGUCAACGAGACGUUUGUAGGACAUUGAGAUAUUGAGGUCCACCAGACUCUGUCCUCUCUGUCCUGGUUAUGUUCAUCGGGACGUUCUCAAGUUCAUCCGGACGUCCUAAAGGUCAUCGGGACUUACUGAGGGUCAUCGAGACGUCCUAAAGGUCAUCGGGACUUACUGAGGGUCAUCGGGACUUCCUGAGGGUCAUCGAGACGUUCUGAAGGUCAUCGAGGUAUUAAUAGGGCAUUGAGACGUCAUGAGGCUCACCGGGUCGUUCUCAAGGCCAGCAGAACCUCCUAAAGGUCAUCGGGACUUCCUGAAGGACAUUGAGACGCCUGAAGGAUGGGAUCUUGAGGUCCAUCAGACUCUGUCCUCUCUCUCCUGGACUCCUGAGGUCCAGGAGACCCUCUGUCCACUCUGUCCUCUCUCCUGGACUCCUGAGGUCCAGGAGACCCUCUGUCCACUCUGUCCUCUCUCUGACUCCUGAGGUCCAGGAGACCCUCUGUCCACUCUGGACUCCUGAGGUCCAGGAGACCCUCUGUCCACUCUGGACUCCUGAGGUCCAGGAGACCCUCUGUCCACUCUGGACUCCUGAGGUCCAGGAGACCCUCUGUCCACUCUGUCCUCUCUCCUGGACUCCUGAGGGCCAGCUGGUGUUUGUUGUGAGGACACGAGAAGCUGCUCUUGAGAGCGAGACACUCUGAGACUUCCUGCUCUUCUGCUUCAGUGCCGCUGCUGCUACGUCUCAAACCAACUCUAGAGAAGAUUCUUAUCUCCAUUUAUCUUUCAAAUAAUUUCACAUUUAAUCAUUCAUACAUUUUAGAAAAUCUGGAUUUAAUCCUUUCUUUAAAUAUUUUGGUUUACUUUAAAUGAGUUUGAAAUGUGGAUCCUCUGAGGUCAGACCCUUUGGGGAUUAUUAGGGGUUAGUGUUCUUCAUUCUGCUGCUUUUACUCCUCUUUCUAAAGCCAAAGACUGUGUGUGUGUGUGUGUGUGUGUGUGUGUGUGUGUGUGUGUGUGUGUGUGUGUGUGUGUGUGUGUGUGUGUGUGUGUGUGUGUGUGUGUG